AAUGAUGUGUGGCUGAUAUGGCGACAGCCAACCCAUCGUCUUCCCGCAAUUUCACCAGCAACUGAACGAAACAUCACAGAAAAGCAGAGAAGUUGAGCCGGAGCAACUGGUGGCGGAGCUCAAUCGGAGAAAAUCAUCGUCAUUAUGUGAACCACAGCAACCGGAGACGCACCUUUUUUGCAAGUACCUUCUCUUGCGAGCCAGCCACAGGGAAGCUGAAAGUCUCUGUUGUCAUGGAGAUCUUUUCUUCAACUUAAAUUCAUGGAGGUGGUCGGACCAGUGAAAUUGUUUUCAUCGUCACCGGCGAAUACAGUUUCAGGCCUCUGCUACUCUGCCUCCUCUUAUACUUCCUCUUUCUCUCCCCCGAAGAAGAAGAAGAAAAAGAAGAAGCUUCUUGUAGUGUCAAAGAGCAAAAAGCAGCCUCAAACUUCAUCGCUGCAGGGUGGUUCUGAUCCUCCUCCGAGAAUUACGUCAAAUCUGAAGCAGAAUUUGCAGUUUCUAAGGUUGUGGAAGGAGUUUCAAAAGAGAAAAUCUGGCACACCUAAGCCUGCUACUAGUUAUCGGAGGAAGAAGGUAGAGAAGGAGGACCUCCCAGGAGAUACGGAUCUCUAUCGCGAUCCUACAUUGGCUCUUUACUAUACAAACCAGGGCAUAGACAACGCAGUCCCUGUCUUGCUUGUUGAUGGUUAUAAUGUGUGUGGCUACUGGGUGAAAUUGAAGAAACAUUUUAUGAAUGGGAGACUUGAUGUGGCUCGCCAAAAGCUAAUUGACGAGCUUAUUACAUUCAGUAUGCUGAGAGAGGUGAAAGUGGUAGUUGUAUUUGAUGCGAUGCUGUCUGGACUCCCGACGCACAAAGAAAACUUUGCUGGAAUUGAUGUGGUUUUUUCAGGUGAGUCGUGUGCAGAUACGUGGAUUGAAACAGAGGUUGUAGCUCUGAAGGAGGAUGGAUGUCCCAAAGUUUGGGUAGUGACUUCUGAUAUCUGUCAGCAGCAUGCAGCCCAUGGAGCAGGAGCCUUUAUUUGGAGUUGCAAGGCAUUAGUUUCUGAGAUUAAAGCAUCAAAAAAGGAGGUUGAAAUGAUGUUACAAGAACACAGAUCGACAUCUUUCCAGGGGAAAUUGUUAAAGCAUAAUCUUGAUUCAGAAGUUGUCAAUGCCCUCAAUGAUCUCAAAAGGAAGCUAACCGAAAACGAAUCAAGUUAGAUGGCAAGUUUGUUUGCAUCGAUACUCUCUUUCUAUAAUCCAUUCUUUCUGCUUCAUUAAUUUAAGCUGAAUUUGAAGUUCAUAGGCAUGUCACACAGUUUGUUUCAACUCAUAUCUGUUUUAAGCUGAUUAAUGGAGGAUGAAAUCAGAUUGUUUCUUAAAUCUUCUAGACUUGUGACAGAAAAUAGCCACGAGUUUGUUGAUAUUGGUCAUUGGAUGAAGGUCUAGGCUCCAUAGGCUUUCCCAGUUCCAGAUGUAGGGUCUCUAAAUUCCAAAAGUGAUGAAGAGGAGCAUAGUGUGUUUGUGCAUGACAUGCUUUGCAUAUUUAACACGUAGAAGGUGGCACGUGAGAAGGAAAUUAAAAGAAAGCCAUUUGUAGAAUAGCUUUUUAGUUCAGCUUUGGCCCAUCAUUAAAUGAAAACAGAGCUACCACCACCGCUUUUGGAAGUCAUGAGUUAAUGGCGAGUUCUGGUUUAAGAGAGUUUUUAUGUAAAGUUUGUAGCCAUAUCUAUCUUUUGUGCAGAAACUAGGUUGGAUUUUGCCAUAUUAGAUGUUUGGUUUGGUUAUAAAUGUUGAAGACGCUACACCAAUACGUGUAAUUUUGGUGGCGACGAUUGACUCAUUUGGUUUUAGUGAAUAUUGUUAAGGUAUCUGCCGUAAUCCAUCAGGAUUCAAUGGUGUUUUAA
Messenger RNA from Momordica charantia (bitter melon), 1886 nucleotides. NCBI's taxonomy places the organism in Eukaryota, Viridiplantae, Streptophyta, Magnoliopsida, Cucurbitales, Cucurbitaceae. The record is from RefSeq and is a predicted model, not a curated record.